GGGAUCUAGCCCAUCCCACGAACCAACAACGGGGUUCUUCGUUUGGGCAUUGUGUAUUAGGAGACCCCCAACAAAGGACCCAGCUUUAGGGCGGUAUGUCUUUUGCAUGAACCCAGUCUGGUGGUGGGAAAACAUCCAGAGGCAAUCAUUCAGAAAUGAGGCUCUUCAGAAACUUUUGGCAAAGGCGGCUUUUGUUACAGCAGGACACUCCAAGCACAGUCGGUCCCUGAGCGAAAGCGGACGCACGGCCACCGAAAACUGAGGUGGAGGUUCUCAUGAGGUUCGCCAACCUUCUGCUAAACUGAACUCAAGCAAGGAACGUUCAGCCUUAGCUUUCUGCUCUGCGAAAGGGCUGGACCGAGGGAGGAGGGAGGGUGAGGCAGUCAGCCAAGACAGCUCAGGUCAGAUGCGUCCCUCUUCCAGCUAGCUGGAGGCAGAAGUUGGAGCAAGAAGACCUGUUCCUCCCUUUCUGACUUCUUGCUGUUUGGGAACUCCUCACCAGCAUGGCCUGGCUCCUUUGGUUGGGGUGCGGUCUCCUGGUUGUUUCUGGCCAGCAAGACCCUGAACUCUUAGCCAGGGAUUUGGAAGAGGCUGAGAUUAUGGAUUAUAACCUCAUCGACAAUGUUGCACGGAGAGUCCCAAGACGGACAAGCUUUCUGCAGAGAUUGGUGUGUAAUAUUCUAAGUGUGAAUUGUUUUUCUUGCAAGAAAUUGUCAGCAAUCGCAGUCUCCGGGGUGGUGAAGCUACUCGGCUGGAUAAAUGAAAAAUGGGAAAAAAACAGACUCAAUAGAUUGAUCCGUCAGUACCUGCCUUUCUACCUUUUUCUGCAUAUCCUUUUCUUUCCUGAUUCCAGGAUUAUUGGCGGCAAAAUUUAUCAUGGGGAGGUUAUUGGUAAAGACUGGCUGCCCAGAGAUAAAGAAAGGAAAAACAGAUAUUCAAAACCCACAGAUGACAGAGAAAACCAAGUGGAGACGUUCAAAGCCUCUGGAUUCAUUCCUCGGAAGGGAGAAGCCACCUUCCUUCUGCACUACGAGGAGCUCCUCCAGAGACGGUUGGGGAAGUACCAGUACACGGUCAGCAUCCGACCCCAGCAGCUGGUGGGCAAGUUACGGGUGGAAGUGAACAUCCUGGAGAAUUCGGGAAUCAACUCUCUGGAAGUUCUGCCACUCCAAAAUAACAAAGCCAAGGGAGCGGCGGGCAGCGAAGACCCCCCCACUCCACCACCUUCAACAGUGGUUGGCCAGACAAAGACUUUGGCUAAAGUAACCUUCAGUCCCAAUUUGGUUCAGCAAGCCAAGAUUGCGAGGAACGGCAUUCUAGGAGAUUUUAUCAUCCGAUAUGAUGUCAACAGAGAGCUGAGUGUCGGGGAGGUCCAGGUUUUGAAUGGAUAUUUCGUGCACUAUUUUGCGCCCAAAGAUCUCCCUCCACUGCCAAAGAACAUUGUCUUUGUCCUUGACAGAAGCGCUUCCAUGGCGGGCACCAAGAUGAAGCAGACCAGAGAGGCUCUGUUCACCAUCCUCAAUGAUCUUCGGCCUGAAGACCAUUUCAACAUUAUUGGCUUCUCCAAUGAAAUUAAGGUCUGGAAAGAAGAGCAGUUGGUACCUGUGACUUCCCACAACAUACGAGAUGCAAAGUUCUACAUCCAUCGCGUGCCACCUAAUGAAGGUACCAAUAUUAACGGGGCUCUUCAGACCAGCGCAAAAAUCCUCAAUGAUUAUAUCACCCAGAACAAAGCAGAAUCGCGAAGCGCCUCCCUCCUUGUGUUCUUGACCGAUGGCCGGCCCACCAUUGGGGAGAUCCAGGCGAGCAAGAUUGUCAACAACCUCAAGGAACUCAUUCGCAACCGGUUCUGCGUCUUCACUAUUGGCAUCGGAAAUGAUGUUGACCACAAAUUGCUCGAGAGGUUGGCCCUGGAGAAUUGUGGGAUGAUGCGGCUCAUCCGGGAGAACGAGGAUGCUGCGGGUCACCUGAAAGGAUUCUACGAUGAGAUUGGUACCCCACUUCUUUCAGACAUCCGGGUUGAUUAUCCCGUUGACAGCGUGGACCAAGUGACUCAGAACUUCUUCCCCAACUAUUUCAAUGGUUCUGAAAUUGUCAUUGCUGGAAAACUCUUCAACAAGACAGCCCACACCUUACAUGUAGAAGUGACAGCCAGCAACAGUGACAAGCAUGUCCUUCUGAAAACAGAUGUGGCCAUUGAUCUCUCUGGACAGAAUCACCUUGAGGCUAGUUUUGUUGGGGCCCAUAACUCCUCAAAUGAUCAAAACUAUGUUGAGCGGGCCUGGAGUUACCUCACCAUCAAGGAAUUGUUGACUUCCUGGUUGAAGAGUGACAAUAGCAAGGAGAAAGCUUCUCUAAGGGAGAGAGCCAAGAAUUUGGCCCUCACUUACAAUUUUGUCAUUCCCUUCACCACCCUGAAGAUGAAGGCCCUUCCAUUUCAGGUGGAACCCCCAAUGGAAGUCUAUACCGGACCUUCAACUGAAGGGGUCGGUGAAAUCGUGCAGGGCCUUCAAGGUCACCAAGUGCCCUCAGACUCUAUGCCUGAAAAAUCAGAGAAGCAAAAAAUCAAAGUGACUAAAACUUCAGCGGACGGCGACCCUCAUUUUGUCAUCGAUAUGCCGCUGAGCAAGCUAACUGUCUGCUUCAACAUUGAUGGGCAACCAGGCGAUAUCCUUAGAUUAGUUUCUGAUCACAAGAACUCUGGGGUGACUGUUAAUGGUCAGCUAAUUGGAGCACCCGCCCCACGGAAUGGUCAUAAGAAGCAGCGGACGUACUUCAAGAGCAUCACAAUUCUCAGUGACAAACCAGAAAGAUCCUACCUGGAAAUUUCACCCACAAAGGUCAUCUUGGAUGAUGGGAAGAGACUUGUCUUUCCCUGUGACCGCAGUGCCAUGGUAGUAGGCAAGAAUCUCCAAGUGAGCAUCGUGGCCCACUCCAACAUCACUGUGGUCCUACGAGAUUCCAUUAGUUUUGUCAUUCUCAUCCAUCACUACAGGAACCCUGCCCGCUAUCAAAAAAAUCAUUUGGGUUUCUACAUCUCUAACAGUCAAGGACUUUCCACAGGUUCUCAUGGGCUGAUAGGCCAGUUCUUACACCAAGACGCUCAGCUGCUCACUGAGCCUUACUCACAAAAAUGUAACCUGGGCAGCUGGAACGAAACAAAAUCUGGGGACACAAACUUGGGUCAUGCCCUACAGCUGAAAGGGCGCUUGGUGCCCGUCGUGUGGAAGCAGAGAAAGAUCUACAAUGGCCAACAGGAAGUGGAUUGCUGGUUUGCCAAGAACAAUGCAGAGAAACUGAUCGACGGGAGCUACAAAGACUACUUGGCCUCCCACCCGUUUGACACAGGGACUAGCACCUUGGUGGAAAACAGACUUUGAAGAGACAAAAUCUCCCUGGCUUUCCUCCGAGAAGAAUUGGGUGGCUCUCAAGGAAACGUUUAUAUUUUAAUUUAAUUGUACUUCUCUGUUGAAGUACUGUAAAUUUGCUAAGCAUUGUUUGAAUCAUGGCUAUCGUAGCUAACCUGUGUCUGCAUUCACACAACAUGCUAACCCUGAUUAGCAUGUUGUGGCUUAGCCUGUUACACAAACUCAGCCACACAGCACCUAUUGUACUGUAAUGUAGCUGGAUGGAUAUGGGGAACACACACACUCACAUAUUUCACAGUCUCCAGAAAGUAGCCGCCUUAAUGUAUGGGGGUAAAACUUAUCAAGGAGUCUGGUAGCAUUUUAAAAACUAAAAUAAAGA
Molecule: messenger RNA, 3747 nt
Organism: Python bivittatus (Burmese python)
Lineage: Eukaryota; Metazoa; Chordata; Lepidosauria; Squamata; Pythonidae
Source: RefSeq, a predicted model, not a curated record